Brassica rapa (field mustard) is the source of this 2980-nucleotide messenger RNA. RefSeq lists its product as uncharacterized. The record is from RefSeq and is a predicted model, not a curated record. Lineage: Eukaryota; Viridiplantae; Streptophyta; Magnoliopsida; Brassicales; Brassicaceae.
AAUAUUUUGUGGAUUAAUAAAAUUGAUUUAUAUAUUCACACCAAUUUAAUUAUAUAUCUAAUAGUUACCGACUUUUAAUUAUUCAAUAUAUAUUUAUUAUUUCAUAAUAUGUAAAAAUAUUUAAUACGUAAAAUAAUUUAUAUAUAAUGUUCAUUCCGCGCAAGGCGCGGGUCUUAACCUAGUAUAGAAUUAUAAACCGUAACAAACAAAGGGGACUAAUUAUUAUGUUAGUAUAGAAUAUGUUGUUAUUGAUAUAUUCUACGAAUAUUAUUAUUUUUCCUUAAAAAACUUAUCUACUAUUUAUGUUUAAUUUUUUUUUCUUAAUAAAAUUUCAAUCUUUUAGUAUUGAUAAAGUUAAAAGUCUACGAAAAUAUUUUGUACGGGUACGAAAAUAUUUUGUACGGAUAGGAAAAUAUUUUGUACGGAUUUAAGAAAAUAUUUUGUACGGAUUUAAGAAUAUUUUUAUAUACAUAUUUAGUUGGCAAAUAAACCUAUAUAUACGUCUUGUUGUUUCGCUGUGUUGUUAUCUGAAACGUCCCUUUCAGAUCUCACAUCAUCCCUUCAUCAUAUUUUCCUCUUUCCUUAACAACAUAUCAUCUCUCUAGUUACACCAUGGAUCCAAACACCAAUCCAAACGAUCGUAUCAACCUUGAUCUGUCCUUGGGGAUUGGUCCUCAUGCAAAAGAUCCGGUCGAGCAACAUGGCAAGUUCAUGGAACUCUUGAGAUCAGUAAGUGAUUCUACACAAAAUGCCCAGCCUUCUCCUCCUCUUCCUCCACUUCACACGAUGCCUCCUGGAUACUACAACCUCACAUACCCUCAGAAUGCAGCAGGACAACUCCUUCUGCCUCCUAUAACGAACCAGGGUGGAGUUGGAGCCUUGGAGACUCCCCGACCAGGAACUAGGUUAGGUCGCCCACCUGGUGGGCAUCACGCACGUCGUAAUUCAUCGAAAGCGGCAGCCACGGUUGAAGAAAACGUUGAGAAGGAUAUCAUACCACCAUAUCCAUGGGCGACCACAAGGCCAGCCCGAAUUCACAACCUUAGAUACUUGUAUGUGAAUAAUAUAAACGUGAUCUUUGGACAAGUCCAUUGCAAGCCUUGCGAGAGUACUCAAACCAUUAAGUAUAAUCUCACGGAGAAGUUUGGGGAAUUGUAUCGUUACAUUUAUGACAACAAGGAGGUGCUGCGUCACCGAGCCUCGAAAGUUUGGUCUUGUCCUAAACUGACUCCAUGCUGCUCAUGCAAGAACGGGAUGAAGCCGGUGAUCGGCGAGAAUAAGGAAGAAAUCAACUGGUUAUUUCUUUUGUUAGGGCAAAUGUUGGGAUGUUGUACUUUGGAUCAGCUCAGGUACUUUUGUGACAAAACUAGUCAACAUAGAACCGGUGCAAAGGAUCGUGUACUCUACAUAACUUAUUUUGGUCUAUGCAAGCAGCUCGAGCCAUGCGACUUAUUUAGUCUAUGACUCAUAUCGGAAUCGGGCAGGGCUGAUGGCUUUUAAGGUUUAUUUUGGUUUUCAUAGUGAGUUUUAGGGGUUUUAAGGAACAAGUAUAUUAUUAAUGCGUUCAGUAAAAAAAAAAGUAUUAUUAAUGCGUAAGUUUAGGGUUUACGUCUUUCAAGCAGCAAUAUACCAUUCCAUUUGGAGCGAGAGGAAUGGAAUCCUCAAUCACCCGCACAGCUCAUUCAGUUCAUGGACAAGUUGGUGCGUAACAGAUUCUCUACGCUUACUAGAAGGUGGGCUACACAUUUUGACAAAGCAAUGUCAAAGUGGUUUCAGUCACGAGAGUAAAAGGAUACUCUGGUCUUCAAGUUUCAAUCACAUGUAGGUUGAGUUAUAAAACCAAACCUUAGAUCACAUUCUUUUUACAACUGUUUUUGAGAUGAAUUAAUUUAACAUUCUUUCAAAAAAAAUGCAUAAAUCGUCUUUUUGUAUUCUUUUUGUUAAAAUCUGUAAUUAGUAUGUAUUAUGUGAAAACUAAACGAAGAAAAAAAAUCAUCCUGAUAGACUUGAAUUAUAUGCUAAUAUAUAUCAUGUUUUCUUUAAAGUUAUUAAGCGAUAAAUUAAAUACUAAUUUAUUAUUAUUAACAGAAGGCUGAAGGUAUAUCUGAAGAACAAAAUAAAAAAUAAGCAAAAUUAGUAGUUGGUAGGCUGUUUUUGGCCCAGGUGCCCUUGCACGCAACAUCGUUAUAUUUUAGUUUAGUUGAUUUAUUUCUCCACAAUAAAUGAUUUAUAUCUUUUUUUCAAUGAUAUAUUUCUCAACAAUCAAUUUUCAAUUUGUUUAGGUUUUUGAUUAUCAGUCGUUUUAGGACUCUGUUAUAUAUACACGCUUCUUCUAUUCAGAGUUCAAAGUCUAGGGUUUUUCUGUUGUUCUCAAUACCAAUUAGUUGAAAGAUCGGAAAGAAUGGGUAUGAUUAGUGACUUACCUGACCAGAUGCUCCUUGAGAUUCUAUCAUGGCUUCCAACAACACAAGUGGUAGCCACAAUGCUUUUGUCCAAACAGUGGAAGUUUCUUUGGAGGCAAGUGCCAAAACUUUAUUAUAAUUAUAGCGAACACGAGGGCAGAGACUUUUCAGAAUUCGUGAGCAGGUCUUUGCAGUCACAAGCAGUGGCGGAGCCAGAAAAUUUUUGUACCGGGGUCGAAAAAAAAUCAAAAAUAUAAUUUAUAUACUAUAAAAAACUACAUAUACUCUAGGCACACUCCAUUUUCUGUUGAAUGUAAAAGUUUAUUCAAACAAAAAAACGUUUGUACAAUAACCGCUUCUUUGUUUAGAGUGUUCUGUAUUUUUAAAGUUUUCAAGAAAAGAAUAGCAAAAAUGAAUAAAAACAAAGCUCUAUCUCUAUCUCUAAAAUCUUCUCAUAUCGAACCACAUGAUUAUUGCAGUUCUACUCUACGCACACUUAUAGCUUAAAACUUUUUUAUAACAGUUUUAUUGGCUAAAAAUAUAGAAAACCAACCUAAAAUUUAACUAAAAAAUAAUUA